Messenger RNA from Strigops habroptila (Kakapo), 3653 nucleotides. It is a transcript of the gene IRF5, whose product is annotated as interferon regulatory factor 5. The record is from RefSeq and is a predicted model, not a curated record. The transcript is spliced from 8 exons. Bases 1631 to 3082 code for a protein of 483 amino acids. NCBI's taxonomy places the organism in Eukaryota, Metazoa, Chordata, Aves, Psittaciformes, Psittacidae. Gene Ontology annotation, biological process: regulation of transcription by RNA polymerase II; immune system process. Gene Ontology annotation, cellular component: nucleus. Gene Ontology annotation, molecular function: DNA-binding transcription factor activity, RNA polymerase II-specific; protein binding; RNA polymerase II cis-regulatory region sequence-specific DNA binding.
GCGCAGCGGCAGCGAACACGGGAGCGAGCGCGGUGAGUCCCGGAGCCGGCUCCGGCACGUGUGACCGUGUGUGAUCACGUGUGUGAACAUGUGUGUGUGAUCGUGUGUGUCCCUGUGUGUGUGACCGUGUGUGAUCAUGUGUGUGAUCAUGUGUGCGAUCGUGUGUGUCCCUGUGUGUGUGACCGUGUGUGAUCAUGUGUGUGAUUGUGUGUGUGAUCGUGUGUGUGAUCAUGUGUGUGUCCAUGUGUGUGUGAUCGUGUGUGUGUGAUCGUGUGUGUCCGUGUGUGUGUCCAUGUGUGGCAGUGUGUCCGUGUGUGCCCGUUUGUGACGGCGUGUGAUCAUGUGUGACCGCAUGUGAUUGUGUGUGAUCGUGUGUCCAUGUCCCAUAUCCCAUGUCCAUGUCCCCAUUACCAUGUCCUAUGUCCUCAUAUCCCCAUAUCCCCAUAUCCCAUAUCCCUGUGUCCCAUGUCCCCGUGUCCCCAUGUCCCAUACCCCAUGUCCAUACCCCACGUCCGUACCCCAUGUCCAUACCCCCGUACCCCCAUGUUCCCCGUCAGUUUCGUUUCUCUGUAGCAGCUGCAGGUUCUGCUUUCGGGUGCCAGUCACACACACACACACACAUACACACAUGUACACACAUGUCACGAGCUGGCUGAACCCUCCCCCGCCACACACACACAUGUGUCAUAAGGUGGCAGCGGGACACGGCCCCUCCCAUCCCACAUGUGCCAUGACCCUGCUGGGCUUCAGCCCUGCACAUGCGUGUCAUGAGCUGCUCAGGCCUCAGCCCCCCCUCACACACACACACACGUGCCAUGACCCUGCCAGGUCUCAGCCAGCCUCUCGCGCGCAUAGACACACACACACACGUGUCAUGAGCUGGCAGAGCCUCAGCCCCUCAUUCACACGUGUCACAAGUUGCCCAGGUCUCAGCACCUCACCCAUGUCCCGUGUCCUGCAGCCGUGCCCCGUGUCCCUCAGCCCUUGUUAUCCCAUGUUCUGUGUCCCUCAGCCCCUGUUACCCUGCAUUCUCCCGUGUCCCCCAGCCCGUGUUAGCCCGUGUUAGCCCGUGUCCCUUAUCCCUUGUUAUCCCAUGUCCCUCAGCCCAUGUUAUCCCGUGUCCCUUAGCCUGCAUUGUCCCAUGUCCCGCGUCCCUCAGCCUGUGUUAUCCUGCGCCCCGUGUCCCUUAACCCGUGUUAUCCCACAUCCCGUGCCUCUUAGCCCAUGUUAUCCUGUGUCCCAUGUCCCUUAGCCCACGUUAUCCUAUGUCCCAUGUCCCUUAGCCCCUGUUAUCCCAUGUCCCGUGCCCCUUAACUUGUGUUAUCCCAUGUCCCAUGCCCCUUAGCCCGCAUUAUCCCAUGUCCCGUGUCCCUCAGCCCGUGUUAUUCCAUGUCCCGUGCCCGUUACCCCGCGUUCUCCCGUGUCCCUCAGCCCCUGUUAUCCCGUGCCCCUUAUCCCGCGCCUCGUGUCCCGCAGCCCCUGUUGCCCCGCGCUGCCCGGCGCUGCCCGCGGUCCCGGCGCUGCCCGCGGUCCCGGCGCUGCCGGCGCUGCCCGCGGUCCCGGCGCUGCCCGCGGUCCCAGCGCUGCCGGCGCUGCCGGCGGUCCCGGCGCUGCCCGCGGUCCCGGCGGGAUGAGCGCGCCGCCGCGGCGCGUCCGGCUGCGGCCGUGGCUGGAGGCGCAGGUGAGCAGCCGCCGCUUCCCCGGCCUGCGCUGGCUCGACCCCGCGCGCCGGCGCUUCGCCAUCCCCUGGAGACACGCGACCAGGAGCCCCCCGGAGCCCCCCGAGCAGCACAGCAUCUUCAAGGCGUGGGCGCAGGAGACGGGCCGGUUCCGGGAGGGCCGGGACGCGCCGGACCCCGCCAAGUGGAAGGCGAACCUGCGCUGCGCGCUCAACAAGAGCCGCGACUUCCGCCUCCUCUUCGACGGCACCAAAGCGGCGCCGCUGCGGCCCUACAAAGUCUACGAGCUCUGCGACCCGCCCCCCCGCGGCGCCGAUGGGGGGCCUGAGGAUGACUACGACUACGCUGAGGAGGAGGAAGAUGUCAACCAGCUCCAGAUGACAUCUCUGAGCAUCAAUGACACCCACCACGGGGGGGACCUGCUGCCCCCCUUCAGCAGCAGCUGCCCCAUGGGACCCUUCGUGCCACCCCCCCUGGCUGCGGAGCUGGGGGGCGCCCAUGGGACCCCCGUGGAGGUGGGGGGCACCCAUGAGACCCCCGAGCUGCCCCCCCCGGGGCCGCCGGCUGCCUGCCCACUGGAGGCACCCCUGGAGCACCCCAUCCCCAACCUGCUCACCAGCCCCCACAUGCUGCCACUGACAGACCUGGAGCUGCAGUUCCGGUACCGGGGGCGCCAGGCGGGCGUGCUGACGGUGAGCCACGCGCAGGGCUGCCGCCUGUUCCACGGCAGCCUGGAGCCGCGCGCCGAGCGGGAGCCGCUGCUGGGGCCGCCGGCGCUGCAGCAGGUCCCCUUCCCCGCCGCCGCCGCCAUCCCCAACGAGAGGCAGCGCUUCUACACGCAGCGGCUGCUGGAGGCGCUGCACCGCGGCCUCGUCCUCGAGCUGCAGGGCCAGGACCUCUUCGCCACCCGCCUCUGCCAGUGCAAGGUGUUCUGGACGGGGCCCUGCGCCCCGCGCCGCGCCGGCCCCAACCCCAUCGAGAGGGAGAAGAAGACCAAGCUCUUCAGCCUCGAGGGGUUCCUCAAUGGCCUCAUCCUCUUCCAGAAGGGCCGAACCACCACCCCCCCGCCCUUUGAGAUCUUCUUGUGCUUCGGGGAGGAGUGGCCGGACCACAAGCCCAAGGAGAAGAAGCUCAUCACGGUGCAGGUGGUGCCGGUGGCGGCGCGGCUGCUGCUGGAGAUGUUCUCCGGGGAGUUAUCCUGGUCGGCCGACAGCAUCCCGCUGCACAUCUCCCAUCCGGACCUCAAGGACGAGAUGGUGGAACAGUUCAAGGAGCUUCACCAGCUUUGGCAGAACCAGCAGCGGCUGCCACCGCCGCCACCACCACCACCACCACCACCACCAUCAAUGGUGGCACAACCAGCGCCCGGCCCCACCGCCGGCACCUGGGUGCUGCCCCAGUGAUGUGGAGAGGUGGGAACCACCACCAUGAAGGCCUGUGGGGUGGUGACCCUCCAUCCUGUCACCAUCCAGGGUGGUGGAGCUGUGCUCACACAUCCCCACCGCUUGGGUGCUGCCACCUCCCUGGUGCGACAUGGAGGUGGGACGGGGCCGCGCUGGACCUGGAAGCCCCUCGAGAUGGGGUUGUGGCCACCAGCUCAAGCCCCCCUCAAUGAAGAAGCUCCCAGGAGCUCGGAGAGAAGAGCCGGGGCGGGAUUUGGGGGGUUCAGUUCUCUCGGUUCCAGGUUUUUUGUGGUUUUUAUUGUUCUCGAGAUGGCUACAACACCCCUGGAGGGCCCAGCAUGCGCCCCAGCCCCGGCCCCGCGCGCGGCUCCACCCCGCCACGAAACCCAGAGAACCCCAAAAAUCAAACCAAAGAAAACCCCCAAACAAGAAGAAAAAACCCCAAAAUAGAAUAUGUAUUUCAAGAGUCUGGCCUGCCUGCGUCUUCUCCAGGAGGUCACCACCAGGCAGGACGCGGUGGCGCGGGGAGGGCCGAGCCCUGGCCUUCCACUAAACCUGCUUCAAACCCUGA